CAGGUCCAGUGCUGGGAACAAAGCAGAGGAGCAGCCUGGGUGAGCCAUUUUCUGCAGAAAGGACGAGUGAAGGCUGAACGCCCCUGCCUCGUUGAGGAGCGUGGAGUGAGGACUGGAAGGAAAGUCCUGGCAGUGGAAUGACAGGCUGUGUGCUGGUCGUGCCUGUGGUAACCCUGUCACAGUGGGAAUGAGCAUCCACAUCUCCAGCAUUGACCAGAUCUCUGAAGUCAACAUGGAUUACACCAUCACCAUGUACUUCCAGCAGAGCUGGCGGGACAAACGCCUGGCCUACAAUGACCUUCCUCUCAACCUGACCCUGGACAACAGGGUGGCUGACCAGCUGUGGCUGCCUGACACCUACUUCCUGAACGACAAGAAGUCCUUUCUGCACGGGGUGACGGUGAAGAACCGCAUGAUCCGGCUCCACCCCGACGGGACCGUCCUCUACGGCCUCAGGAUCACCACCACGGCCGCCUGCAUGAUGGACCUGCGGAGGUACCCUCUGGACCAGCAGAACUGCACGCUGGAGAUCGAGAGCUAUGGUUACACCGUGGAUGACAUUGUCUUCUUCUGGCAAGGGAAUGACUCUGCUGUCACGGGGAUGGAGGUGCUGGAGCUGCCCCAGUUCACCAUCAUCGAGCAGAGGCUGGUCAGCAGGGAAGUGGUCUUCACCACUGGUUCGUAUCUGCGCCUAUCCCUGAGUUUCAGGAUUAAGAGGAACAUUGGUUACUUCAUCCUGCAGACCUACAUGCCCUCCAUCCUCAUCACCAUCCUGUCCUGGGUCUCCUUCUGGAUCAACUAUGAUGCUUCUGCUGCACGGGUGGCACUGGGGGUCACCACGGUGCUUACCAUGACAACCAUCAACACCCACCUGCGGGAGACUCUCCCCAAGAUCCCCUACGUCAAGGCUAUUGAUGUUUAUCUCAUGGGCUGCUUCGUCUUCGUGUUCCUGGCCCUCCUGGAGUAUGCUUUUGUCAAUUACAUAUUCUUCGGGCGAGGGCCGCGGCAGCAGAAGAAGCAGAGCGAGCGCGUCAGCAAGGCCAACAACGAGCGCCACCGCUACGAGGAGAAGAGGGUGAGAGAGCAGGUUGACCCUUACGGUAACAUCCUCCUCAGCACGCUGGAGAUGAACAACGAGCUGCUGGCCACGGACAUGAUGAGCAGCGUGGGCGACUCUCGAAACUCUGUCAUGUCCUUCGAAGGCUCAGGAAUCCAGUUCCGCAAGCCGCUGGCCUCUCGGGAUGGCUUUGGCCACCACCCGACCCUGGACCGCCACGUCCCUCUGAGCCACCACGCCGCCGCCCGCAACCGCGCCAACUGCCGCCUGCGCCGGCGGUCGUCCAAGCUGAAGCUCAAAAUCCCAGACCUGACAGACGUCAGCACCAUUGACAAGUGGUCACGGAUCAUUUUUCCAAUCACUUUUGGAUUCUUCAACCUUGUUUACUGGUUGUACUAUGUAAAUUGAUGCCUGCGGCCUCUGAGAGAGAUAAUAGGGACAGACACUCAGACAAUGACAACACAGGAGUGUUGUGGUCUUUUGGGUUUGGGUUUUACUCUUUACUAUCAUUGUCAUUUAUUCCUAUGGUUCAUUAGAUUUAUUCUAAGCUUA
Haemorhous mexicanus (house finch) is the source of this 1609-nucleotide messenger RNA. RefSeq names its product gamma-aminobutyric acid receptor subunit beta-4. Gene Ontology annotation, molecular function: neurotransmitter receptor activity; GABA-A receptor activity; extracellular ligand-gated monoatomic ion channel activity. NCBI's taxonomy places the organism in Eukaryota, Metazoa, Chordata, Aves, Passeriformes, Fringillidae. The coding region runs from base 188 to 1465 and encodes 425 amino acids. The record is from RefSeq and is a predicted model, not a curated record. Gene Ontology annotation, cellular component: membrane; GABA-A receptor complex; neuron projection. The transcript has 8 exons. Gene Ontology annotation, biological process: regulation of membrane potential; nervous system process; signal transduction.